Symbiodinium sp. CCMP2592 is the source of this 6930-nucleotide messenger RNA. The record is from the annotation of a GenBank genome assembly. Lineage: Eukaryota; Dinophyceae; Suessiales; Symbiodiniaceae.
AUGGCGGAGACGACCUGGUUCACGGAGCGCCUCCGUGAGCUGUGUGAGACCGAGCCGGAUUCGAGGGAUGCCCUCCGAGCGAAAAUCCGCGAGAAGAUCGAGUUUGUAGAUUCGUGCAUUCAGCACGGACGUGCUUUGGGUCAGAUUGCUUUGUCAAAAGGACUCUGGGAGGCACCUUCGGCUGUGCUUCGUGAUCAGAAUGAGGCUGUGGCUAAGUUCCGGAACAGAUGCUCCGAGUUGGGUCUGCCACUGCGGCCAGAGCUCUUCCAUGACCCGGAAGAAAGGCCAGAGGCUGCAGAGCCGCAGCAGCUGGCAGAAGCUGAAGCCACAUCCGCCUCGGCAAGUUCACCAGAGAAGAUUCGCAGCCCUACGAAGAUUCUGUAUCUCAAAGCCGCAGCUGGAAUCAAUGGUGUACUGCAGCUACACAAGGCCCUGGAUGCCACUCUUCAGGGGUAUGUUCAUUUAUGGAGAGUUGAAGAGAUCUGGCCUGAGCAGCAGGGCACCCAAAUUGCAAAAGCCUGGAAAGUGGAUCUCGGUAUCCAUUUGCCACGCCGGCAAGAUUACAAAGGCAAGAUUGACAUCGUUGGAGUUGGUCUGCAGGUCCGUGGCUGUAAGCCGCCGCUCCAGGAGGCGGCCAUGGGAUGCCUCCACGUGGUACUGGCAGCUUGUGUGCCUCGGGAUCUGGAUCUGGACCUACUGCCAGGUUGCCCUGACUGUUUGAUUCGUGUGCGCAAUUACGAAGUCCAGCUCGACAGCCUGAAUGACUUCCUAGAGUUCACCAACCUCAGACAGAGGUGGAGGUUUACAAAAAUCUUCACCAAGGGCCAGCAGAAACUGCAGACAGGCAUCAAACUGCACGUGCUCGCAUGGUUUCUGCUACGUGUGCCCUUCCUAGACAGCUUCGAGGACAUCAGCUACUCCCGCCUUCAACGGCGAUUGCUCCACCGCCUCAGCCAAGCAGCCGAGCAAAAUUUCCCCGCAAUCCUUCGACCUGACCUACCUGUUCUGCAAGCAGACCAUAAACUGCACCCGGCGAAGAAGUGUCUAGCCACCAGCAUCUACUUUUCAGAUAGUGGGGGAGGAGGAUUUCUUGGUGCAACAUCCGACCAGAGCCUAGAGAAUAUGGACUUGAAGGGGGUGACUGCAGCGGAUUUCUACUUCCGGUACAUCCGGAAAACUGGCGAGAUCUUGGCGGAGGAGAUUGCCAAGAUGACCCUGAAGAGCUUCAGUGUCCUCUGCGACGCAAGUCCCAAGGGCCACAUGAGUGUUUGGCUUCCGGUGGUGUGCUGCAAUGACUUUGCAGCAGUGGGCACUUUGCAAAAGAUGGAUCCCCACCACGUGAGUGAGGUGGAUACUGCUACGAAGAUGAAAGCUGCAGCCCAGAUCGCCGGUGCUACAGCAGAUCUCCUGGUGGCCGACCGGCCUCGCAAGAUCAAAGAAGUGCACCAAAAGAAGCUUGCUGCCAAAGAGCAGCUGCAGGCCCUCCACAACUGCAUCCAACAUAUGGGCAUCAACUUCGACCAGCUCUGGCCGGAUGAAAGCCUCCGUCCCAUCAACCCGCUGAUGGAGCAGCGGCUGUGUCACCGCUUUGAAGGGGAAGACAGGAUGUAUGUGCACAAUGCGAUGACCUCCGAGUGCCACUGGGAGCCUUUGAACGGGGCUCACUACCGCCUCGUCUUGGCACCGGACGAGGCCAAGUCACAAGCUGCACAAUGCCUGCAAGAGCGUCCUGCAGUCCACGAAAGUGAUGAAGAGAUCCUGGGCUGUGCUUUUGCAUGGAAUGUACACGCUGACAUCGUGGAUAUCACGCUGCCGACGAUCCCCUUGGAAUCAGCAAUCGGAUCUGACAUAAAAGAAGACUACGGGCAUACACCCCAGCACACGCUAUCAGACCAGGCAAGACCUGAUGAUGUAUUGCAAGAGAUGUUCGGCAAAGACAUCCUUCUUGAGAAUGGCCUCGCGCCAACCGAGAACGAAGAUGAGGACUUCGAAAAUGUCGUCGGCAUUCUCUCGAAGUUGGUGAAGCCACUCGGCUUUCACAAUGCCGGCGUCAACCCGUUCCACAUUCUCUCCAAGCAGGCCGAUGUGGAGGCUCCUGAAUCCAGCUUCGAGAAAGUCGUGGAUUUGACGGCUCUACGUGUGAACUUUUCCAGGGACCCGCUGACAGCAGAAACGCUACUCGAGCAAGUGCUUGCCUACCUCGCAUGCUGUUUCGAACUCCUGGAGUACGCCUCCUACCUCCGUUCCUUCCCUGCCUUGUCGGCUGCCCUCCUAGCUACAGAAAGCACAGAGGCCACUCGGGCACAGGUUCUGCAGGAAGCAAAAGCAGAGUGGAGCACGGUGUUGGACAUGGAAAAAUCGACAGCAGGGCAGCUUCUGCUCAAAAAGCACUGCUUGUUCACAACCUUCCAAUGCUAUCGCGAACUUCAUUCUGUGUGCGAGCGACAUGGAUACAAAUUCGUGGAGCAGAUUGGGGAAGUGGUGAAAGCAUGGUACCCUGCCUUCGGUCAGUCCAGCAACCUGGAAAACGUGUUUCGCGAAAUGGAGUAUGCUGUGCGGAAGUCUGGUGUGCCUCAGGACGAUUUGACAAAUCUGGGUUGUGUGGCUGUCCGAGCCUUGGGUCGCAGGAUUUGCAAUGAGUCCGAAGAGAAGCUUACACCGGCCACUCCCGAGUUGACUGAGAAGGACUGGGAGGGCAAAGAGGUCAGGGCGCUGAAGCACAAAAUUUGGAGCCCCACUUCGGCCCUGCCGUGCAAGAACAUCCGCUUGGAGGAAAUCUUGAAGCCGUUCGCAACCACGAAUGGAGAAAGCCCGAUCGACGCCUCGAACCACUUCUGGGUUGCAAGCAACACCUAUGCUGUGAUUCAUGUCUCCUGGAUUCAUUUGCUGGCUAUCGCUUUGCAAGAGCUUCCGUGGUGCUUCAAAGGGCCCCUGCCACCCGCAAGCGGCAAGGAGAUCUCCUGUGCUGGCAAGGCCAAAAGAAAGACUGAGGAUCCUUUCCAACACUCAGAGGAUUCCACGCCGGCCCUGUGCUUCCUGAGUGGGCCGAACAUCUUUCGACAUGUUCGCAUGACACCGCAGCAGGCUGAGAUCUUUCAGUGCACUUUCCACGUUGCAGAUGCUGCCCUUGCUGCAAAGACAGGCAGCAUUGUGAUUCGGAGGGCCCCAAGGGGCUGGAGCCUCCUGGUGUUUUUGUUUCGAACAGAACGCAUUCUUACAAUCACAUCAGCUGCACUGACUGAGCUUCUCCUUUUGGAGGGCAUGAGAUUGCCGAAGAACGCUGCAAAAGCAGCGAAGAUCAGAAAGCUCAUGGAGUCUACUUCUGUGGCCGAGCACACAGAUCAGAACUUGAGGGACAAGAUCGAAGCACAGCUUUUGCAUCAAGAUCAAAAGAAAAAGCGAAAGGGCGAUACAGGCGAUGAGCAAGAUGAAGAGGGCGACGUGGAGCAGGCAGAGCAGGAGAUCGAUCCUGCUUGUGUUGCUUGUGAGCAGCUUCUCGCUGACCUGGACAGAGAGGAGGAGGCUGACCGAGUGGACGAAGAAGGGGAAGCUGCAGUGGAAACUGCAGAGGAAAAGGAUGCGCGGCUGCGGGCUUCAAGGGCUCUCUUGACAAAGAGCAGUGCUGUUCCGAGCUUUCUUGUGGAGAAGUUUGCGGACAUCUUCGAAGGGAAGAAACUCGGAAUGGCGGAGACGACCUGGUUCACGGAGCGCCUCCGUGAGCUGUGUGAGACCGAGCCGGAUUCGAGGGAUGCCCUCCGAGCGAAAAUCCGCGAGAAGAUCGAGUUUGUAGAUUCGUGCAUUCAGCACGGACGUGCUUUGGGUCAGAUUGCUUUGUCAAAAGGACUCUGGGAGGCACCUUCGGCUGUGCUUCGUGAUCAGAAUGAGGCUGUGGCUAAGUUCCGGAACAGAUGCUCCGAGUUGGGUCUGCCACUGCGGCCAGAGCUCUUCCAUGACCCGGAAGAAAGGCCAGAGGCUGCAGAGCCGCAGCAGCUGGCAGAAGCUGAAGCCACAUCCGCCUCGGCAAGUUCACCAGAGAAGAUUCGCAGCCCUACGAAGAUUCUGUAUCUCAAAGCCGCAGCUGGAAUCAAUGGUGUACUGCAGCUACACAAGGCCCUGGAUGCCACUCUUCAGGGGUAUGUUCAUUUAUGGAGAGUUGAAGAGAUCUGGCCUGAGCAGCAGGGCACCCAAAUUGCAAAAGCCUGGAAAGUGGAUCUCGGUAUCCAUUUGCCACGCCGGCAAGAUUACAAAGGCAAGAUUGACAUCGUUGGAGUUGGUCUGCAGGUCCGUGGCUGUAAGCCGCCGCUCCAGGAGGCGGCCAUGGGAUGUUUGAUUCGUGUGCGCAAUUACGAAGUCCAGCUCGACAGCCUGAAUGACUUCCUAGAGUUCACCAACCUCAGACAGAGGUGGAGGUUUACAAAAAUCUUCACCAAGGGCCAGCAGAAACUGCAGACAGGCAUCAAACUGCACGUGCUCGCAUGGUUUCUGCUACGUGUGCCCUUCCUAGACAGCUUCGAGGACAUCAGCUACUCCCGCCUUCAACGGCGAUUGCUCCACCGCCUCAGCCAAGCAGCCGAGCAAAAUUUCCCCGCAAUCCUUCGACCUGACCUACCUGUUCUGCAAGCAGACCAUAAACUGCACCCGGCGAAGAAGGGAGGAGGAUUUCUUGGUGCAACAUCCGACCAGAGCCUAGAGAAUAUGGACUUGAAGGGGGUGCUCCCGGUCCAUUAUAGCAGGACUGCAGCGGAUUUCUACUUCCGGUACAUCCGGAAAACUGGCGAGAUCUUGGCGGAGGAGAUUGCCAAGAUGACCCUGAAGAGCUUCAGUGUCCUCUGCGACGCAAGUCCCAAGGGCCACAUGAGUGUUUGGCUUCCGGUGGUGUGCUGCAAUGACUUUGCAGCAGUGGGCACUUUGCAAAAGAUGGAUCCCCACCACGUGAGUGAGGUGGAUACUGCUACGAAGAUGAAAGCUGCAGCCCAGAUCGCCGGUGCUACAGCAGAUCUCCUGGUGGCCGACCGGCCUCGCAAGAUCAAAGAAGUGCACCAAAAGAAGCUUGCUGCCAAAGAGCAGCUGCAGGCCCUCCACAACUGCAUCCAACAUAUGGGCAUCAACUUCGACCAGCUCUGGCCGGAUGAAAGCCUCCGUCCCAUCAACCCGCUGAUGGAGCAGCGGCUGUGUCACCGCUUUGAAGGGGAAGACAGGAUGUAUGUGCACAAUGCGAUGACCUCCGAGUGCCACUGGGAGCCUUUGAACGGGGCUCACUACCGCCUCGUCUUGGCACCGGACGAGGGAUCCUCAUUGUUCACGGGCUUUAUGUUUUUGGCUUCGAAAGGAGCUGCCAUUGGGUUCAACCGUGACGAGUGGAAUGGCCUCGCGCCAACCGAGAACGAAGAUGAGGACUUCGAAAAUGUCGUCGGCAUUCUCUCGAAGUUGGUGAAGCCACUCGGCUUUCACAAUGCCGGCGUCAACCCGUUCCACAUUCUCUCCAAGCAGGCCGAUGUGGAGGCUCCUGAAUCCAGCUUCGAGAAAGUCGUGGAUUUGACGGCUCUACGUGUGAACUUUUCCAGGGACCCGCUGACAGCAGAAACGCUACUCGAGCAAGUGCUUGCCUACCUCGCAUGCUGUUUCGAACUCCUGGAGUACGCCUCCUACCUCCGUUCCUUCCCUGCCUUGUCGGCUGCCCUCCUAGCUACAGAAAGCACAGAGGCCACUCGGGCACAGGUUCUGCAGGAAGCAAAAGCAGAGUGGAGCACGGUGUUGGACAUGGAAAAAUCGACAGCAGGGCAGCUUCUGCUCAAAAAGCACUGCUUGUUCACAACCUUCCAAUGCUAUCGCGAACUUCAUUCUGUGUGCGAGCGACAUGGAUACAAAUUCGUGGAGCAGAUUGGGGAAGUGGUGAAAGCAUGGUACCCUGCCUUCGGUCAGUCCAGCAACCUGGAAAACGUGUUUCGCGAAAUGGAGUAUGCUGUGCGGAAGUCUGGUGUGCCUCAGGACGAUUUGACAAAUCUGGGUUGUGUGGCUGUCCGAGCCUUGGGUCGCAGGAUUUGCAAUGAGUCCGAAGAGAAGCUUACACCGGCCACUCCCGAGUUGACUGAGAAGGACUGGGAGGGCAAAGAGGUCAGGGCGCUGAAGCACAAAAUUUGGAGCCCCACUUCGGCCCUGCCGUGCAAGAACAUCCGCUUGGAGGAAAUCUUGAAGCCGUUCGCAACCACGAAUGGAGAAAGCCCGAUCGACGCCUCGAACCACUUCUGGGUUGCAAGCUGCUUUGAGAGAGGAGUUGUUUUUCGGCACGAGGGCAAAUUCUUCAUGUGCACAGGCAACACCUAUAAGAGAACCACUAAUAUCCGCGAUGCCUGGGCUUCAUUCCCUCUUCAGGCUGAGAUCUUUCAGUGCACUUUCCACGUUGCAGAUGCUGCCCUUGCUGCAAAGACAGGCAGCAUUGUGAUUCGGAGGGCCCCAAGGGGCUGGAGCCUCCUGGUGUUUUUGUUUCGAACAGAACGCAUUCUUACAAUCACAUCAGCUGCACUGACUGAGCUUCUCCUUUUGGAGGGCAUGAGAUUGCCGAAGAACGCUGCAAAAGCAGCGAAGAUCAGAAAGCUCAUGGAGUCUACUUCUGUGGCCGAGCACACAGAUCAGAACUUGAGGGACAAGAUCGAAGCACAGCUUUUGCAUCAAGAUCAAAAGAAAAAGCGAAAGGGCGAUACAGGCGAUGAGCAAGAUGAAGAGGGCGACGUGGAGCAGGCAGAGCAGGAGAUCGAUCCUGCUUGUGUUGCUUGUGAGCAGCUUCUCGCUGACCUGGACAGAGAGGAGGAGGCUGACCGAGUGGACGCGACUGGGCCGAUUUUUAACAUCUGUUCCCGUGUCAAUUACAAAAUAAAUGUUCUAGACCUUUGCAAACUAACACAAAGAAAGCAUUCCACAGACCCACAUUGA